Messenger RNA from Aspergillus caelatus, 3084 nucleotides. Its product is annotated as violaceus kinesin. The coding region runs from base 1 to 3084 and encodes 1027 amino acids. The record is from RefSeq and is a predicted model, not a curated record. NCBI's taxonomy places the organism in Eukaryota, Fungi, Ascomycota, Eurotiomycetes, Eurotiales, Aspergillaceae. Gene Ontology annotation, biological process: nucleoside metabolic process. The transcript has a single exon. Gene Ontology annotation, molecular function: protein binding; catalytic activity.
AUGGUUUUCACACACGACGACUAUACUGUAGCAUGGAUCUGUGCCCUGCCACUGGAAAUGACAGCGGCCAAAACCAUGCUCGAUAACGUUCAUUCCUCACUACCCCAGCCGGAAACCGACCACAACGUCUACACACUUGGGAACAUUACCGGCCAUAACGUGGUGAUUGCCUGCCUCCCGUCCGGUGUUUACGGUACCACCUCUGCUGCAGUUGUAUUGGCUCAUAUGUUACCGACAUUUCCUUCUCUUCGAUUUGGAUUAAUGGUAGGCAUCGGAGGUGGGGUGCCCAGCAAGAACACAGAUAUUCGCCUUGGCGAUGUAAUUGUUAGUAUGCCAACUGUGGUAUCUGGAGGCGUGAUCCAAUAUGACUAUGGGAAAACACUUUAUAAUGGACAUUUACAGCGCGCUGGGUUGCUUAACAAACCCCCACAAUACCUACUCACUGCAGUAUCCCAAAUACGCAGUGAUUACAUGGUCAGGGAUUCACUGAUCAAGAAAGGUAUAUCAGAGAUGGUUCAGAAGUACCAAAAGAUCUACGAACAAUUCUCCCGACCGGACCAUGACUGGCUAUUCAAACCGGGCUAUGACCAUACGGGCAAGAUGGCUGACUGUUCACUAUGCGAUCAGUCCCAGCUAGUGGUUCGUCCAACGCGAGAAAGUAAUGAGCCAGCCAUUCAUUAUGGACUGAUUGCUUCUGGGAAUCAGGUGAUAAAGAACGCGAAGAUACGGGAUUCUAUCGCUCAGGAGUUAAAUAUCCUCUGCUUUGAGAUGGAGGCAGCCGGGUUGAUGGAUCAGUUACCAUGCUUGGUCAUCCGAGGAAUUUGUGACUAUUGUGACUCGCACAAACACAAACAAUGGCAGGGGUAUGCAGCACUUACCGCUGCGGCUUAUGCAAGAGCUCUUCUGGAAGUGGUUCCUCCGUACAACAAUGAUUUGAGCAGGAAAGAAAGAGGUCGGUGGAUGGUCCCCUUUGCGAGAAACCCACGGUUUGUCGGCCGACAGAACGAGAUCAACAGUCUUGAACAAUCGAUUCUUUACUCAAAAUGUUCAACGAAGACUGCUAUAUGUGGACUAGGCGGAAUUGGAAAGACCCAAAUUGCGCUGGAGCUAGCCUAUCGCGUUCGAGAAAAGGUUCCUGGAACCUCGAUUUUUUGGAUUCCAUGUACCAGCUUUGAGAAUGUCGAACAAGCCUACAUGAACAUCUCCCUACAGCUAGGGAUAAUGAAUGAGAAGCCAGCAGAGGCAAAGGAGCAAGUCAAGGUGUAUCUUAGCCAAGAAGGCGCUGGAAAGUGGCUUCUUAUCUUUGAUAAUGCAGACGACAUGGACAUGUGGAUCCCAACCCCUGCUGGUGCACUGGUGUUGAGAGACUUUUUGCCUCAGAGCGAGCAAGGCCAUAUCCUCUUCACAACACGAAAUCAAAAACUGGCAGUUAAAUUGGCAUCUUCUCAUGUUAUGCUAGUCUCUGAGCCGGAUGAAGAGACCGGUAUAAGAAUUCUGGAGAAAUCACUUGUUCGCAAAACCUUGCGUAAUAGCGAUGCAACCAUUCCCCUGCUAAAAUGGCUGGCUUUUCUCCCAUUGGCCAUAAUACAAGCAUCGUCCUACAUCAAUGAAAACUGCCUAGAUCCAUCUCAAUAUUUAAAACUACUACAGGAUCAAGAGUCCAAUGUUGUGGAGCUUCUGAGUGAGAAUUUCGAGGACGAUGGACGCUAUGCAGAAACCCAAAACCCCGUCAUUGCUACAUGGGUGGUUUCAUUUACGCAGAUCCAGCAGAUAGACCAAUUAGCAGCUGACUAUUUAUUACUUAUGGCUUGUUUUGAUUUUCACAGCAUUCCAGAAUCCAUUCUACCAUCAUCAACAUCUUGUAAGAGGAAAACGGAUGCACUGGGCCUUCUUAGUGCUUAUUCCUUUAUCAAUAUCCAAGCUGACGAUAUGCUACUGACCCUACAUCGACUGGUCUACAUUGCAGCUCGUAACUGGAUGAGAAACACCAGUCUAUUUGUCCCGUGGAUCCAAAGAGCCGCUACUCAGUUGUCCGUGGCUUUUCCAAAUCAUGACCAUAAAAAUCGAGAGUUGUGGCGUAAAUAUAUGCCUCACGCCCUGUGUGUGAUGAAUGAAAUGGACAGACAGCAAAAGGCGCAAUGGGAACCACUCAUCUGGAAGAUGGCGAACUGCCUUUGCACUGAUGGAAGAUUCAAUGAAGCCGAGGAGUUAUUGAUUGACCUGGCCGGGAAACAGAGAGAGGCUACAGGUGCUUUAAAUCCUUCCACCCUAGUCAGCAUGACUAACCUAGCUUCAACGUAUUGGAAUCAAGGACGAUGGAAGGAGGCAGAAGAGUUGCAUCUACGGGUAAUGGAAACGCGAAGACUUCUAUUCGGCCCACUGCAUCCUUCCACUCUGACCAGCUUGGCCAACUUAGCAUCCACAUACUCAAAACAAGCACGAUGGGGCCAGGCAGUGGAGCUGCAGGCGGAAGUAGUCACGGCGCGAAAAUCGAUAUUGGGUGCCGAACAUCCAAAUACCUUGAUUAGCGUGAGUAAUUUAGCUUCUAUCUAUCGUAGUCAGGGACGAUAUAAAGAAGCAGAAGAGUUAGAAACUGGAGUUUUGGAGGUAUACAGACGAGUGAUGGGGCCAUAUCACCCUUGCACUCUAACCAACAUGGCUAACCUGGCGUCAACAUACGUAAGUCAAGGAUGCUGGAAGAAGGCAGCAGAGCUACAGACUGAAGUUCUGGGGCUCUGUUUAAAGACGCUGGGCCCGGAGCAUCCCGACAGCAUGACUAAUAUGGCCAACCUUGCGUCGAUAUAUUGGAACCAGCAGCGUGGGGAAGAAGCAGAGGCAUUAGAGAUCCAGGUGCUGGAGACUCGGAGACGAGUACUAGGGGGACAGCAUCCGGACACCCUGACCAGUAUGAAUAACAUUGCACACACCUGGAAAUGCCUAGGCAAAGAAGAUGAUGCUAUCUUUAUCAUGACCGAGUGUGUUCGUCUCCGCAACCGAUAUUUGAGUCCUGAUCACCCAUAUACUAUCUCUUCGGCCGCUACUCUCCAUGAUUGGCAGCAAAACACAUGCCACCGCGAGGAUUAA